This is a messenger RNA of Trifolium pratense (red clover), 2079 nucleotides long. RefSeq lists its product as uncharacterized. The record is from RefSeq and is a predicted model, not a curated record. Lineage: Eukaryota; Viridiplantae; Streptophyta; Magnoliopsida; Fabales; Fabaceae. The transcript is spliced from 6 exons. The coding region runs from base 441 to 1733 and encodes 430 amino acids.
CACCAUUCAUUUUCAUUCAUUCAUUACAUUAAUGCUAUAAAUAAAACGCAUUUUUUUAUUUUUUAUGCAUUUUCUGUGUCAGUAGUUUAAUAACUUUUCUUUUAUUGGGAAAUGAGAUUUCAAACAAAUCAUCACACAGUCACACUCCUCUCUCUCUCUCUCUCUCAUAUCUUCAACAUUUAUUUUUAUUUUUAAUUUUCUACUUUCACUCUCACACUUCACUCACUCUCCAAACUAGGGUUUUCUUUUCCUCUGUGCAUUUCUCUGAGUAAUCUCCUCUUCACAACUUCAAUGUAGGUAGGAAGAAGACUUGUGCAUGCAAACUUGUUCUGAUCUCUCUAAAUGUUCAAUGCUUUACCUCAUUUAUGGAAAAGGUUUUGAUCUUAAAGUUUUGAGUUGAGGUUAGGGUAGUUUGUUUUUGAAAGUUGAGGUGGUAAAGCAUGGAUUUUUUGAAGAUUAAGAAAUUCAGGAAAUCUCAAAAACCAGGCGUAGAAAAAGAUUUGGUGGACAGGGCAGUGCCAGAGCCUGAGGAAUCAAGGCCUAACACUGGUGAUCUGGAUCAGUGUAAAUCAGAAAAUGCAGAUUCUGCUGGUGAUGCCGAGGAUGACGAUGAUUUUAUUACCAAUGAGGUAAAGAGGAGGCUCAAGGAAUUAAGAAGAAACAGUUUUAUGGUGUUGAUUCCUGAAGAAGAUUCGUGUCUGGAGGAAGGGGAGGAUGAAGAGGAAGAGGGUGAGACAGUCUCAAAUGAAUGGAGGGAUGUCGAGGCAGAAGGUCAGCAAUGGUGGCGAGGCUUCGAUGCUGUUUUUGAAAAGUACUGUGAAAGAAUGCUAUUCUUUGAUCGGAUGAGCGUGCAGCAUCUUAGUGAAAUCGGAAAAGGUUCUCAGAACACUUCAACUCCAUCUCCAUCUCCAAGAUCUACAUCAAAGAAGCUGGCAUCUCCCCUUCGGUGUCUUUCCUUGAAAAGAUUUGAAGAACCCGAUGAUGAGACUGAACAUCUUCAACAGCCUGAAAAUCAUCCCUACUUGGAUAUUGAAACGGCAUACGUAGGUCAAAUUUGCUUGACUUGGGAGGCUCUUCAUUGUCAAUACUGUCAUAUGAGUUAUAAGAUAUCUUGGCAAAAUGAAAAUCCUACCUGUUACAACCGUAGUGCGCAGGAGUUUCAACAGUUUCAGGUUCUAUUGCAAAGGUUUAUUGAAAAUGAACCUUUUGAGCAGGGCCUUCGACCUGAAAUUUAUGCUCGCACAAGGAACACUUUGCCUAAUCUUCUUCAGGUUCCAAACAUACGAGGUUCAGAUCACGAAUUAACAGAUGAGUCAGAUAUGAGAGUUCUUGCACCCGAUCUUAUCACAAUAAUUGAAAACUCUAUCCUUACUUUCCACCUUUUCCUGAAAAGGGACAAGAAAAAGUCAAGUGGUGUUAUCAACCUGUUUGGAAAUCAGAACCAGCUCGCAACUCCUCUACAACAGGUUCAGUCUACUCUUGAGAAGAAAGUGGCAAAACUGAAGGAGCUGCGUAAAAGGAAGAAGGGUUGGAGAAAAAGUUCUUGGCCCCAAAAGCAUGAGGACAUUCAACUAUUGCUUGGCCUAAUUGAUGCGAAAAUCCUAUCAAGGGUUCUGAGAAUGACGAGGAUGACUAGAGAACAACUGUUUUGGUGCGAAGAAAAGAUGAAAAAACUUGAUUUAUCAAAUAGUAGGUUAGAGAGGGAUCCAUGUCCCAUUCUCUUCCCUUGCUAACUGCAAUCUUUCGUUCUUUCUGCUUUGAAUGAUAAAUGUUGCGGAAGCAAAUGCCUGUAUUGCACCAUAGCUGGCUUGCUUAGGAUAUCUAGGGAAGAAUUGCGGAUUAUGUAUGAGUAUACUGACAAUGAGAGCAUAACAAGACCUUUCUGCUAUUUCAAAUGUAGUACCGUUCUGUCAUAUUUGUGAGUUUGUAGGUUGUUUUUUGUGUAAUUCUCGGGAUAACAAAUAGUGUUAAGGAUUAUUCUUGUUGAUAAUCUCUCCUAAGACCAAAUUCUGUAAGCAGAAUACUUCUGUUAGAAGAUGAUUUUCUAGAAUGCAUUUGAAUGUGCACUUUCAAUUUGAA